UGCUGGUUUACUAAGAACUUAAAGUUUUCCUAGAAGGCUAUAAUGUUUUUCAGUAAGAAAAGGUGUAGAUCAUAAAAGGGGACAAAAGAGGAGUCUCAGGUUUUUAUCUAUUCUCUUAUUGGCUUCCCACAUCUACCCAUUGAGAAGACAAAGGGGAAAAUACCCAUUACAAGUAUGGAUAGUUUUGUAAAACAAAUUUCCUCAUUAGCCAUGUUCUCCCAUCCCUCAGAAAAGCAAGAAAAAGAAAAAGAAAAAGAAGAAAAUAUGCUUCAAUCUGUGCUCUGAGUUCAUCAGAUCUUUUAUCUAGAUGUGGAUAUCUUAUUUCAUCAUGAGUCCUUUGGAACUAUGGUGUAGACAGGGAUACGGCUUGUGCAGCAGAUCCUGCUGGCCUUGACCUGAGAGAAUGCCUCCGUGGCUGCUUAGUUCCCUUCCGUGAUGGGCUGUGGGACAAGUAAGGUCCUUCCUGAGCCUCCCAAGGAUGUACAACUGGAUCUGGUCAAAAAGGUUGAGCCUUACACUGGCCAUAAGACUGAUGUGUAUAAGCAUUUCAUCAAAGAUGAUGGAGUUGGGACCCUUAAAACUGGAUCCCCAUUACCCCCUUAUCACAUUCAACCAUAUCCAGGAACUCAUCUGGCUAGUCACAUGGAGCCUCAUGAGCCCCGAAGGACCAGAGUGGCCAAAUACCGGGCCAAAUUUGAUCCUCGAGUAACCGCUAAAUAUGAUAUUAAAGCCUUGAUUGGACGGGGCAGCUUCAGCAGAGUUGUUCGAGUAGAGCAUAAAGCUACCAAACAACCCUAUGCCAUUAAAAUGAUUGAGACAAAGUACCGGGAAGGGAGGGAAGUGUGUGAGUCUGAGCUGUGUGUCUUGCGACGGGUUCGCCAUACAAACAUUAUCCAGCUCAUUGAAGUAUUUGAGACACAGGAGCGCGUUUAUAUGGUAAUGGAGCUAGCCACUGGGGGAGAACUAUUUGAUCGGAUCAUUGCCAAAGGCUCCUUUACUGAAAGGGAUGCCACCCGGGUUCUGCAGAUGGUGCUAGAUGGGGUCAAGUACUUGCACACUUUGGGUAUCACACAUCGGGAUCUGAAGCCAGAAAACUUGCUGUAUUAUCAUCCAGGCACGGACUCUAAGAUUAUGAUCACUGACUUUGGGUUGGCAAGUGCCCGGAAAAAAGGGGAUGACUGCCUUAUGAAGACUACCUGUGGCACUCCAGAGUACAUUGCUCCAGAGAUACUGGUCAGGAAGCCCUACACUAACUCUGUGGAUAUGUGGGCUCUGGGGGUCAUAUCAUACAUCCUCCUGAGUGGAACUAUGCCUUUUGAAGAUGACAAUCGCUCAAGGCUCUACCGGCAGAUCCUAAAGGGGAAGUAUAGUUACUCAGGGGAGCCCUGGCCCAGUGUAUCAAAUUUGGCAAAGGAUUUCAUUGACCGUCUGCUAACUGUGGAUCCUGGUGCCAGGAUGACAGCUCUCCAAGCUUUGAAGCACCCAUGGGUGGUGAGCAUGGCUGCCUCUUCUUCCAUGAAGAACCUUCACCGCUCAAUUUCCCAGAAUCUUCUCAAGAGGGCAUCUUCUCGAUGCCAGAGCACCAAGUCAGCACAGUCUACACGCUCCAGUCGCUCUACCAAAUCCAAUAAGUCUCGGCGUGUUCGUGAACGGGAACUGCGGGAACUUAACCUACGCUACCAGCAGCAGUAUAAUGGCUGA
Messenger RNA from Gracilinanus agilis (Agile Gracile Mouse Opossum), 1701 nucleotides. RefSeq names its product protein serine kinase H1 (gene PSKH1). Gene Ontology annotation, biological process: protein phosphorylation. Lineage: Eukaryota; Metazoa; Chordata; Mammalia; Didelphimorphia; Didelphidae. The coding region runs from base 436 to 1701 and encodes 421 amino acids. The record is from RefSeq and is a predicted model, not a curated record. The transcript is spliced from 3 exons. Gene Ontology annotation, molecular function: ATP binding; protein kinase activity.